GGGAAGUACUAUAAAAGAGUCAAAAUAAGUGUCCUUCCCAAUUGUGAAAGAAUUAAGAUCAUGUGUUUAUAUAGGAAUCUGAUGACGUGACAUCUGCAAAAUCCAGUAUUGAUGAAAGCCUGUAAAAGCAUUUAACACGAGCCCACACAUAUGCAUAUUGUAAAGAGCUGCAUAUUUUCUCUGGAUGUAAAAGUCAAAAACGGAAGAACUCGAGAGCCGGUUCUUCGUGUGUAUGUUGUAUCUGUGUUUUGGUUGCAAAUCACGUUCAGUACACUCGGUUCUUGAAGGGGUAUUUUUAUUCUUAUCGGGUUUCUACCGAGGAUUGUUUUGAGCCGAGCCACGUGUUCGUAGAAAAGGGGACAAACUCUUGAAAGCUAAAUUUGGAUCAACGUCUUGUUUUUUUACCACAGUAUCAUUUCGGGCAGAUUAUCUCACAUGCUGUCCGUCUAGUGCCAUCCGCCAACUAGCCGGUUGAUUUUAGUACUUGUUGUUUCAUCCUAUGCAUGCGACAUAAGCUAGGCGCUUAACAAGUGUAGUCAGCGUAUUCAUACAGUUGAAAUUGGGUGAAAGUGAAAGUGCUGCUGCUUUCUCCUCAGGAAAAAUGACUGCGUAAAUGACUAAAGAUUCCUGUGGAGAGAAAGUGAAAGAAAGCAAUAGGAAUGGCUCCACAAACACGAUCCAAAGCCAAACAAACAACGACCGGAGGUGAAGAAAAUGCACGGAAGAAAGAUGAUGAGAGGACACCUAGCAUUUUUAUGGCUUUGUUCAAUUUCUACAAAAAAUAUAUAAAUGUGGCCUUUGGGAAGAAAGUCCUCACAGAUCCAGAAUACACAUGGCUAAUUGCUCUUAUUCUAUUGUGUUGUGAAGUUGUGAUCAAUGGAUUCAUUGUCCUAUGGAGGCCAUACACUGAAAUUGAUUGGAAAGCAUACAUGCAGGAAGUGGAAGGUUUUCUUAAUGGAACGCUGGACUACCAGUAUUUAAAGGGAGACACUGGACCUUUGGUGUAUCCUGCUGGAUUCGUCUACAUAUUUUCACUCUUUUAUUUUGUAACAAAUAAUGGAAAUGACAUUGUAACUGCUCAAUGGAUUUUUGUGGGGCUGUAUCUGAUUCUAGUCUACCAAGUCUUCAAAAUUUAUAGCAAAUCACGAAAAGUGCCCCCUUACACUCUUCUUUUCUUAACUUUCACAUCGUAUAGGAUUCAUUCAGUUUUUGUCCUGAGGUUAUUUAAUGAUCCAAUCGCCAUGAUGCUGUGUUAUUUUGCUAUAAAUCAGUUUUUAGAAGGGCGAUGGACAUUGGGCAGCUUAGCUUUCAGUUUGGCAGUUUCGGUUAAAAUGAAUGUUCUGUUAUACGCACCAGCUUUGCUGACAAUUUACCUUACGCAGCUAAGUUUAUUUGAUACCAUCGUACAACUUGCCGUGUGCGGUAGCCUACAGGUCGUGUUGGCUCUUCCAUUUUUACUCGUCAAUCCAUGGUCUUAUAUUUCUCGAUCUUUUGAUCUUGGACGGGUUUUCUUGUUUGAGUGGACUGUUAAUUGGAAAUUCCUCCCGGAAGACAUAUUUUUGAACAGGAUAUUCCACAUUGGGCUUUUAUCAGCGCAUAUUCUUGCCUUAGUCGCCUUCGUUCCUGUAUGGAUGCGCUAUUUACAAUCCUACUCCAAAUUUAACGACGCUUCAAAAUCCAAAGCAGGAAAAUAUCCUAUGCAAAUCCGAUCUCAGCUUGUGCUCUUUCCUCUGUUUGUUUCCAAUUUCAUUGGAAUCUGCUUCAGUCGAUCACUGCAUUACCAAUUUUAUGUAUGGUACUACCACACAAUUCCGUAUCUGCUCUGGUCAACUCGUCUGCCGGUUAAAGUCAAGCUGGCUAUUUUCGGAAUAAUUGAGAUGUCUUGGAAUGUGUUUCCGGCUACACCCUGGUCAAGUUUGAGUUUAACCGUGUGCCAUUCCGUUAUAUUGGUGUCAAUCUGGCUCUACAGCAGACCAUUAAAGGACUGGAGCACAUUGGAAUGGAAACAAAUGAAGACCAAUUAAAUAUAUUUGCAUUAUUGCAUAAUAACUAAAGUUUUGUGACACUACAGUUAAGCAACCAGUCUUAAAUCUGUAAAGGUUAUAUACUGGUUAUAGAAUUAGGAAUUCCGAUUGGAUGAAAUGAAUGCGUACCAAAAAUGAAUAUCUUGCAUUUACAAAUUAUGGAUUUAUGAAUCUUGCUCAAUAUUAAACUUUCACACUGUAUGUUAAAUAUUUUGUUAUUAUGAAUAUUGACGAUUUAGCAAAUAGUAAACAAUAAAAUUGAGAAUUUAUAAA
Molecule: messenger RNA, 2297 nt
Organism: Folsomia candida
Lineage: Eukaryota; Metazoa; Arthropoda; Collembola; Entomobryomorpha; Isotomidae
Gene: Alg3
Product: dol-P-Man:Man(5)GlcNAc(2)-PP-Dol alpha-1,3-mannosyltransferase
Exons: 8
Coding region: 660-2024 (454 amino acids)
Cellular component (GO): endoplasmic reticulum
Molecular function (GO): dol-P-Man:Man(5)GlcNAc(2)-PP-Dol alpha-1,3-mannosyltransferase activity
Source: RefSeq, a predicted model, not a curated record